UUGAAAAGCUUGACAUAGUUCAGAUCAUUACAUAUCAGCAAAAUUAUGAGUGGUUAUCUUCUCAUAACAUUUCAAGUACUUGUAUUGCUUUUAUUGAAAACCUCAGAAUCCACUCUCCCAUUAAAUUGGCCAAGUGAAAAUGCACAAGUAAAGUGCAAAGGGAAGGAAAGACAAGCACUUCUCGAUUUUAAGCAAGGCCUUCUAGAUGACUCUGGCUUGCUAUCUACUUGGAGGGAGGAUGAAAAUAAUGGAGAUUGCUGCAAAUGGAAAAGAGUUAAAUGCAACAAUAAAACAGGUCAUGUUCAAAUGCUUGAUCUUCAUGGUCAAGAUGCACAAUAUUUGAUAGGAACCAAUAUCACUGCAUUGACUGAAUUGCAAUAUAUGGAAUACUUGGACCUCAGUUGGAAUGAAUUUAUUUACGCUAACAUCCCAAAACUCAUAGGCUCCUUAACCAAGUUAAGAUAUCUCAAUCUGUCAUAUUCUGAAAUUGCUGGGAGGAUUCCUUAUGAAAUAGGGAAUCUCUCAAAGCUGGAGUAUCUUAAUCUUGACAAUAAUCAUCUUUUUGGAGAAAUUCCUUCUCAACUAGGGAAGCUUAUGCGUUUACAAUAUUUGGAUAUAAGUCAUAAUGAUGAUAUUGAUGGUGAAAUCCCUUUUCAACUUAGAAAUCUCUCACAUCUAUGGUAUCUUGAUCUUGGAGGAAAUUCACUUUAUGGAGCAAUCCCUUUUGAGAUUGGGAAUCUUUCUAUGUUGCAUACUCUUAAGCUUGAUGGCAAAUUUGAUGUCAAAACUAUUGAUGCAGAGUGGUUGUCUAAUCUCUAUUCCUUAAGAAAUCUUGACUUGAGAUCAUUGCAUAAUAUUGGCUCCUCUCAUCACUGGCUACAAACUCUUAGUAAGCUCAUUCCAAACUUAAAGGAAUUGAGGCUAGUUGGUUGUAGUCUUUUAGAUUAUGAUAUUCGAUCUUUGUUCAAUUCUCAUUCAAACUAUUCCACUUCUCUCACCAUCUUGGAUCUAUCUUCUAAUAUGUUGACAUCAUCAGCAUUUACAUGGUUGUUCAACAUUAGUCUUAAUCUUCAAGAGCUUUAUCUUUCACAUAAUAAUUUUGUUUUGUCAUCUCCUUUCUAUCCGAACUUUCCUUCUCUUGUGAUCCUUGACCUCUCUUACAAUAAUAUGACAUCAUCAAUAUCACAAGGUAAUUUUAACUUCAACUCCAAUCUUCAAGAACUUCGGCUAAUAAAUUGUAGUCUUACAGACGAAAGUUUUCUCAUGCCGCCCAUUUCCAUUUCAAAUUCUACAUCUUCGCUUUCUACCCUUGAUCUCUCCUUUAAUAUGUUAAAAUCACAAACUAUAUUUCAUUGGCUUUCUAGCUUCACCACCAAUCUUUAUUUCCUUUACCUUUCUGGUAACUUGUUAGAAGGUCCUAUACCAGAUGGAUUUGGGAAAGUAAUGAACUCUCUCCAAGUUCUUAACCUUUCCUCUAACAAACUACAUGGUGAGAUUCCAGCUUCCUUUGGGAAUAUGUGUACAUUGCAAGAAUUAUACCUCUCAAACAACAGAUUCAGUGGGGAUAUUUCUAGCUUCAUUCAAAAUAGUUCAUGGUGCAAUAGACACAUUUUUAAUACUCUGGAUUUAUCUUAUAACCAGAUCACAGGCAUGCUACCAAAAAGCAUUGGAUUACUAUCUGAGCUUGAAUGUUUGUACUUGGAAGGGAAUUCUUUGGAGGGUGAAAUAACUGAAUUGCAUUUCACUAAAUUUUCCAACUUACAAUGGUUAACCUUAUCAUACAACUCACUGUCCCUAAAAUUUGUCUCUAGCUGGGUUCCUCCUUUCCAACUGGUAGAAUUGAGACUAGCAUCUUGCAAGUUGGGUUCAAGAUUUCCUAAUUGGCUUCAGACUCAACGUUCCUUAACAAUUCUAGAUAUUUCUGAUUCUGGGCUCAAUGACUCUGUACCAGAAUGGCUUUGGAAUAACUCACAAUACAUGGAGUUGUUGAAUAUGUCUCACAACAAUCUUGUUGGUGCAAUUCCGAACAAACCAUUCAAGCUUCCUUGUGGACCAUCUGUAUAUCUGAAUUCAAAUCAAUUUGAGGGUAAAAUUCCAUCUUUUUUGCUACAAGCUUCAAAGUUAAUGCUCUUCGAAAACAAAUUUUCUUAUUUCUUUUCAUUGUUGUGUGACAAAAGCAUAGCUGUAUACUUGGGAACUCUAGAUUUAUCAAACAAUCAUAUCAAAGGGAAACUGCCAAAUUGUUGGAAAUCUUUAAAGUUACUAUUGUUUCUUGAUUUAAGUAAUAAUAAUUUGUCUGGGAAGAUUCCACCAUCUAUGGGCAACCUUGGUAAAUUGGAAGCUUUGGUUUUAAGAAACAAUAGUCUAGAGGGUGAACUACCUUCCACUUUAAAGAAUUGUAACAGUUUAAUGCUGUUGGAUGUGGGUGAAAAUUUGUUCUCUGGUCCAGUACCAUCAUGGAUUGGAGAAAGUAUGCAGCAACUGAUAAUCUUGAGCAUGAAAGAGAAUCACUUCUCUGGAAAUAUUCCUAUCCAGCUCUGUUAUUUAAGGCAUAUUCAAUUGUUGGAUCUUUCAAGGAAUAACUUAUCAAAAGGAAUUCCAUCAUGCUUAACGAAUUUUACAGCAUUGUCUGAAAAGAACAUUAACUCAACUGAAAUUCAAAGUCAUGUAUAUUGGUACAACAGCACUUAUGUAGAAAAUUAUGGUGGUAUUACUCAGGAUGGUUAUACACUCAACAUAACGUUGAUGUGGAAAGGUGUGGAAUAUGGGUUCAAGGAUCCACAGGUGAGACUUAAGAGCAUUGAUAUCUCGUGCAAUAGUUUAACUGGUGAAAUACCAAAAGAAGUUGGAUAUUUGCUUGGAUUGGUUUCUUUGAAUUUAUCAAGAAACAAUUUGAGUGGAGAAAUUCCUGCUGAGAUUGGGAAUUUAAAGUCACUAGAAUUUCUUGAUUUGUCAAGAAAUCAUUUCUUUGGCAAAAUUCCUUCUUCUCUUUCCAAAAUUGACCGUCUUGCUGUGUUAGAUUUGUCAAGUAACUCUCUCUCUGGAGAAAUCCCUUUUGGAAGACAGUUGCAGACCUUUGAUGCCUCUAGUUUUGAAGGAAAUCUUGAUCUUUGUGGUACACCACUCAAUAAAAGUUGUCCUGAUAAUGAGAUACUAAUACAGACUCAAGAAUCAACAAGACAUGAAACAAAUGAUAUUUCAGUUUUCUACGAAGCAUUAUACAUGAGCAUGGGCAUAGGAUACUUCACAGGCUUCUUGGGCUUAUUAGGAUCAACACUGUUUUGGAGACGUUGGAGAAAUGCUUACAUGAGGUUCUUAAAUAAAUUGACAGACUAUAUAUGCAUAAUGGUUGCAGUGAAUGUGGCAUAGUAUCACAUGUGGCUCAAAUGCUAGUGGUUUAUUGCGGAUCAGCUACGCACUUGUGAUGUGGGAUGAAAGCGUCAAGGAUUGCAGAAAGUGAAAUAUAUAUACUGUUGAAGUUUACAAUAUAUGUGUGAAAUUAACUUGCAAAUAACCGUUCCAAGAAACUUUAUGAUUUGGUAGUGUUUUAUUAGAUGAUCUAUCAGUAAGUUAUGCUAUUUUCCUUUGUAAGUUAAGACUACUGAUAUAUAAGAUAUGAAGGUUUUGCUUUCCAUCUU
This is a messenger RNA of Abrus precatorius (Indian licorice), 3638 nucleotides long. Its product is annotated as receptor-like protein EIX2. The coding region runs from base 46 to 3369 and encodes 1107 amino acids. NCBI's taxonomy places the organism in Eukaryota, Viridiplantae, Streptophyta, Magnoliopsida, Fabales, Fabaceae. The transcript is spliced from 2 exons. Gene Ontology annotation, molecular function: protein binding. The record is from RefSeq and is a predicted model, not a curated record.